ACGGUGAUUUACGUGGACCAAUGAGUGGAAAGAGCCACACGCCUUCAGAUGUAUGCGGGGACUGCUUGUGUGUUUACGUAGAUUAGCUCGAGCGACGACACGGGAGACGCGCCGUACCUGUCUGCAUCUCACCUUCAUCGUCGCGUCAUCACUGAAGCACUCGCCAUGAGGCUGACAUCCAGCCGUGCAGUCCUGGCUUUUCUCCUGCUGCUGCUGCUGCACUGCUGGCACAGCGGUCUCGCUCACAAGUCAGCCUUAACUGUGGUGGAGAAUACAGACGGAGGACAAGCAGUAGGUGGUGAUGAAGAGGAGGAGGCAACCGUUGACGAAGAUAAAGAUGAAGGCGAUUUAGAGGUGGUCCAGCCAACUGAGGACUGGCAUACACUCAGACCAGGCCAGGCAGUGCCAGCAGGUUCCCAUGUGAGGCUGAACCUGCAGACGGGUCAGAGGGAGGUCAGACUGGGAGAAGAGCAGCUUAAGUACUGGACACAGGAGCACAGUGAGAGAGGGGAGGUCAAGCCCUCCUUCAGUCCCGAUGAGCUCAAACGAGCCAUGAAGAAGAUAAAGGAGGACCUGAACUCCGUGAGCGGAGACGCGAAGCGGCAGGACUCAGUGGCUUCUAAGUAUCGUCCAAUUGAGGAGCUAAAGAGAGACAUGGCUCAGCUGGAGCUGCUGGUGGAGACCGACGUUCAGAUAAUGAGGCGCCUGCUAGAGCAGUUGAACAGCAGCAACUCGACCACAGAGCAGCGGCUGAGCGUCCUGCUGGAGCUGGAGUACCUGGUGCAUCAGGUGGAUAACGCUCAGACCCUCUGUUCGAUGGGGGGUCUCCAGGUCAUCUUACAGGGUCUGAACAGCUCUGACUUCAGAUUGCAGGAAAGCUCAGCCUUCGUCCUGGGAUCUGCUCUGUCCAGUAACCCUGUGGUUCAGGUGAAGGCCAUGGAGAGUGGAGCUCUGCAAACGCUCUUAACCAUACUGGCCACUGCACAGCCACUGCGAGUGAAAAAGAAGGUUCUCUUUGCGGUGGCCGCGCUCUUACGUCACUUCCCCUACGCACAGCGUCACUUCCUGUCACAUGGAGGGCUGCAGGUCCUGUCAGAGUUGUUCAGGGAAGAUGCAAGCGGAGUUCUGCGUACACGCGUUGUCACCAUGUUGUAUGACAUGAUAAGUGAGAAGGAGCUGAUCUCUCAGACAGGUCUGGACCCGGUUCUGGAUGCCUCCCACGAGGAGCGGGUGCGUCAGUACUCCAAAGUGCUCCUGCAGGCGGAGCUGCUGGAGAAGGGCUGGUGCAGUCUGGUCCCACAGCUGCUGGAGUCCGCUGAGCACGACUACAGAGAGAAGGCUCUGCGGGCUUUGCUGGCGAUGGCUCCUGUGUGUUUGGAGCAGUACCGCUUAGACAGCUCUCUGCUGGGCUCUCUGCUGUCUCUGAGGGACCAGUACCAGGAAAGUGUCCUUUCGGAAAUGAUUCUAGGAGAGGAGAACGGCUACUUUGCGGAGAUCGUAGAACUGAUAGACGCGCUACAAGUCAAAAUUAAAUGACAGCAGGACCAUAAGGUGACAUUUUACAUGGCCAUUCAAUGCAGAGAGGAGAAUGACCAACCACAGAACGACAGACCCCUGAAGACAAGAGUCUAAUGCAUACACGUCAGGGACGAGGGAUGCACCUAGCUGGGCUGACCCUGUGGGCAUCCGUAAGCUUGGGCAGUAUCAACUUAACCAGCUUGAAUUUAAUUGGUGGCCUUGGGACGCUUUCGAGGGGGAGAAUAUUGGAACAGCGAUUUAUUUUUUUGUGGUUGUUUUUUGUGGAGUUGAUAAAGAUUUUUUUUA
This is a messenger RNA of Scatophagus argus, 1824 nucleotides long. It is a transcript of the gene sil1, whose product is annotated as SIL1 nucleotide exchange factor. The coding region runs from base 166 to 1536 and encodes 456 amino acids. The transcript is spliced from 12 exons. Lineage: Eukaryota; Metazoa; Chordata; Actinopteri; Scatophagidae. The record is from RefSeq and is a predicted model, not a curated record.